This is a messenger RNA of Cyclospora cayetanensis, 1899 nucleotides long. RefSeq names its product myosin-3. Bases 1 to 1899 code for a protein of 632 amino acids. The record is from RefSeq and is a predicted model, not a curated record. The transcript has 9 exons. Lineage: Eukaryota; Apicomplexa; Conoidasida; Eucoccidiorida; Eimeriidae.
AUGGUUCAACCAGGAUCGGCUGUACCAGGGACUACGUGCUUUGAAAAGGAAAAGGAAUGUUCUAAUUAUGGAAACUCACAUGCGGAAAUUUCCAGCGCCUAUUCUGGAAGUGUCAAGGACAAGUUAAAGAAGUUUGAAGGAAUGAAUCGCCAAGGAAACCCACAGCCACUUGGAAGAAGGACACUUCUCAACCAGAAAGACCAAGAAAUCCGUCCACGAAUUUUGGCAUUGGCUUCCGAAAAUAAGGUGGGCGACUCUGUCAGAGACCAGGUACGCGAACUUGAGAGUGUACUACGGCACCGUGAGGAGUUGAUUCGUUCAUUGGAAGGAACCGUCGCUCAAAAAGAAUCGGAACUAUCGUUUGUACUUAAAGAAAAGUUUGAACUAUCAAAAGUAGUUGUCGCAUCGCGUUCUGCCUCUCUGUCAUGUGCUCCCUCUUAUAUCGGCGCACAGCGUGUUAGCUCGGCAGAAACCUCAGCAGAGAGUUUUGAUGAUUCUGCGGAAUCCCCCGGCGGUUGCACGGCUGUGGAUCCCAAUGCCAAGCCUUCAAGUUUCUCAUUACAGCUUACUGACCUUGGCGAUGCCCACGUGGAAGAAGGGCUCUCCAAAGAGCAUUUCGGCACAUGUGGGCUGGCUGAGGGGAGGCAAGGGGGCCACAGUACUUCUACAGAAGGGCGUAGUUGCGAGACACCUGACGGUUCCGAAACUAAGGACUUGGAGCCGCACGAUAAGGAUGGCCAGAGUUCAUGUAGAAAAAUUCAUGAUUUAAAGGUGUUGCACUGGCAAGAAAAUGAAGAUCCUGUCCAUGCAGGAGGAUGCCGACUGCGACCCGCACUUCAUACAGAAUCUCGUUCGGAUGAUCUUGAAAAUGCAGCUGUUUCUGAAGAGGUAGAUGACAAAUUUUUAACCCCAUCUCAUUCAAAGCAAAUUAUCAGUCAAGCAGAACAUGCGAAUCCUAUAAAGCCUGAUCCACACUCUGCAACUAGUACAUGCACGCCAACUGCACAGAGCAGAAGUGAAUCACCUUCAGCCGCGCGUUCUAAACCGCUACUUGCAGACGCAUUAAAGUAUUUAAGCUCAAACAGGUGGCGACUAGAUUCGAAGAGCAAACGGCCAGCUGGUGCUGGUAAGCCCACGUGUGUGACGCGUUCCGAAGAUAGUCUUGUAAGAGAAUUAGCCGUUCAAAAUGAUGAUUUUCCAACAGCAAAGGGCUCAAGUGCCCUUUGGCCAGAUAUUGAGGAUACGGUUGCUAACGCUGAAGAAGAUGUUGAUGGUGGCAUGGAAGCCUCCGACCCCGCCAGCAUGCAUAGUGGGACGAGAUUCCAAGCCGAGUUAUUUUUCAAGGCCCUCAUGGUCCAAACCCAGGCAAGGAUUGAUGCGGAAGCGGAGACUUCUGAUGUCCUUGCCAUGCACGACGAACUGUCGUCCAAGAUAGACGCUCUUCAGAAUGCGUUUGAAGAGAUUUGCCAGGAGCUUGACGCCGUCAGAAAAGAAAACAGAGCCCUUAACCGGUGGGUGGGAACUCAGGAAGAAAACUUAUGUAGAGAACAGGGUAUUUCUGCUGUGACCGCCGCACUUCAGAACGGCAAGCUCCAGUGCAGAAGCCCCGAGCAGCUCAACGACUGCACAAUGGAACAGUUGAAAGCAGCUAUAAACAGCUUGGAACAGAAGCUCCAUGAAGCACAAAUGGAUCGCCAAAGGCUGGAAGAAAGCAAAUGUAAAACGGACGCCGCCCUUGCGGCCACACAGGAAGAGCUAAAAGAGACGAAAAUGCAGCUCACCUCUCUCGAGAAGCAGUGCAAACUUUUGCAGGAUAUUGACAAACGUACAUGGCGUGCGCUAGAGAUGCUAAUCCUAGCUAAAGACACAGGAGAUGGAAUAUCGGAUAACAACAUCUAG